ACUGCGACGAUUUAGUCUCGGGUGGACGCUCCGCUGCCAAGCACCGUAAUUCAGGCUUCCGCUGCUCUCUCGCUCUCGCAAUCGCAAUCGCAUUAUAUCCGACUGAUCGCGAAGUUCUUCGGCAUUAUGUGCGCCACGUGAUUGCUACGCUUUCUCGAAAAGCCGUCGCUACAUCAUCAACGAUAAUUCGGGCUUAAAUAGUGGCAAGUGAAUAACAAAUCUGAUAUUGUCAAUUAAUGCUAAUGCAAGAAUACCCCAGUGUGUGAAGUUAUCAAAAAUUCCUGACAUACUUAAAAUCUGGAUAAAAUAAAACAACAGCAAAAUAGUGAAUAUUUUAAAAGAAAAUAAUUUAUGUAGCUUUGGAAAUAUACAUCCUAAAUAAGAUGAACCAGCUGUGCAAAGUGUGCGGCGAGCCGGCGGCUGGUUUUCAUUUCGGGGCAUUUACAUGCGAAGGCUGCAAGUCCUUCUUUGGUCGCACGUACAACAAUAUCGCGGCGAUAGCAGGAUGCAAGCACAACGGGGACUGCGUGAUCAACAAGAAAAACCGCACGGCGUGCAAGGCGUGCCGGCUGCGCAAGUGCCUCCUGGUGGGGAUGUCCAAGAGCGGGUCGCGCUACGGCCGCCGCUCCAACUGGUUCAAGAUCCACUGCCUGCUGCAGGAGCAGCAGACGGCGACGGGCGUCGGGGGAGGGGGCUCGGCGGGAAGCGGGGCGGGAGUCGGGGUGAGCAGUGCGAGUCUGGAGCAACUGGCACGGCUGCAGCAGGCCAGCAACCAGGCGCGGCAGACCUACCAGGACAAGACCAAUCCCUGCAUCAAGUCGGCCACCGCAACUUCGCCCAGGAUCGAGGGAGCGGCUGUGGGCACGGGAGUGGGUGGCGCCGCUUCCCCCUCGUUCCUCCAGGCGGCCAAGUUCCGCCACCACCACCACCAGCGGCAACUGAAGCUCGAGUCCCGCCUCAGCAACACGCCCAGUGACUCCGGAGCGUCCUCCGCCGGGGAUCCCAACGAGGACGGAGCCACCAGCGUGCUGAGCGGUCAGAUCCCCACGCCAUCGUCGACGACCGCCACCAGCCUGCCCAAGUUGGAUCUGAGGCACCCCGCCUUCCCGGCCACCUCGGAACCGGAUGCGGACAUGCAGCGGCAGCGCCACCAGGAGCUGCUCGAGAUCUUCCGCAGCCACUCGGAGCCGCUGUACAGCUCCUUCGCCCCCUUCAGCCACCUGCCGCCCGUCCUGCUCGCCGCCGGCGUUCCGCAACUGCCCAUCUUCAAGGACCAGUUCAAGGCGGAGCUGCUCUUCCCGACGGCCAGCAGUCCGGAGCUGGAGGAGCCCAUCGACCUGUCCUUCAGGUCGCGGGCGAAUCCCAGUCCGCUGGUCCACACCUCCAACAGCCCCAGCUUGAGUGAACCCGCCGCAACGAGUCACUGUUUGGGGGAGUCCCCGAGCUUCGUGCGGAAGUCCACGCCCCUUGAUCUCACCCUGGUGAGGUCUCAAACCUUGACAGGCUGAGAUCAUCUCGGGAUCGCCGGAGAAUUCGAGCGCGAGUGCCAAACAAUUUCAAGUAGUUAAGGUUAGGGUAUGUACAAAGUAAUCAAUCAACUAAGUCGAUGGGUUUCGGGCAAAUAUUCGGGAUGAUCAUUUCUUUGCAAAUCUAUAUAAGACAUCUUCGGUUGCAUCUCUUUCCAUUUUUAAUUCUUCAAGAAUGAUUCAGAAUAUAUACAGAUAUUCAGUAUGAUGUAAAACAUAAAUUGAGAUUAUUUCAAUAUUGUAACCUAGGAAGAACUUUGAAAAUCCAUCGACUUGACAAGAUUUAAGAAGUAGAAAGAAAUUGAACAUUUUGGUGCCAGUGAAAAUAUGUACAAAAUCCAUAAAUAUUAUAUAUUACAUUAGCUCAAUGACAGUAAAUAAUUUUAACUUUAAUAAGUUUAUUUACGUUAUAUAUAUAAUAAAAUUUAGCCAAAUUUACUUAAUAAUAUCAUUUGAUGUGCUAUGUAAGUUAAUUUUUGUUUUCCUUAUUUAUGUU
Molecule: messenger RNA, 2022 nt
Organism: Drosophila ficusphila
Lineage: Eukaryota; Metazoa; Arthropoda; Insecta; Diptera; Drosophilidae
Product: protein embryonic gonad
Biological process (GO): regulation of DNA-templated transcription
Molecular function (GO): sequence-specific DNA binding; zinc ion binding; DNA-binding transcription factor activity
Source: RefSeq, a predicted model, not a curated record